Acinonyx jubatus (cheetah) is the source of this 2788-nucleotide messenger RNA. RefSeq names its product sorting nexin 24 (gene SNX24). The record is from RefSeq and is a predicted model, not a curated record. Lineage: Eukaryota; Metazoa; Chordata; Mammalia; Carnivora; Felidae. Gene Ontology annotation, molecular function: phosphatidylinositol phosphate binding. The transcript is spliced from 8 exons. Bases 576 to 1190 code for a protein of 204 amino acids.
AGGCAGGGAGAGAGGGGGACACAGAAUCCGAAGCAGGCUCCAGGCCCUGAGCUGUGAGCACGGAGCCGGACGUGGGGCUGGAACCCACAAAUUGAGAGAUCAUGACCUGAGCCAAAGGCAGACGCCUAACCGACUGAGCCACCCAGGCGCCCCUCCAUGCUUUAAGGCAGAGUUUGCAAAGGUAAUCUGCUAACAUUUCAUCUGUUAGGCACUUUCAGCUUAUCUGGUCCUGGCCUGAAGAGCACAUUCGGGCCCUCUCUUUUCUUUUCUUCCUUCUCUUUUCUUCCUCGUGUGUGUGUCUGUCUUCUGGUUAAAACGCCACAGAUACUCAGAGGCAGUAUUUUAGAAUUGGACCUAGAAGCCAGAACGUGGGUGUCUGUGGCUCGCUGACUUUCAGGUUCAGUAUUACAAUACCAUCCCCAGCUUCGCGGGCGAACUCAGAACGAGACGCUGACCUUGGACUCUAAGGCAAAUAGAAAAGUCUGGGUAAAAAGUUGGGAGGGUUCGCUGCUGUUCCUGCCAGCCGAGAGUUAAAAACGAAAACCCAAGCAUCCGAAACCGAACCCAGGAGCUCCAUGCUUUUCUGUCGCCCGCGGUCCCGCCAUCCGCUCGGGUGGCGUCUCGGGAACUGCAGACACAGCUCGGGCGGGCGCCCGAAGGACAGGGAGCGCCCGGGUGCGGCCCGGUCCCGGCGCCUGGCGCGGAGGCGCGCACACCCCUUUUCUGCAGACUCACAGGUGUUUAAGAUAGAAGUACUAAUGAAUGGAAGAAAACAUUUUGUUGAAAAAAGGUACAGCGAAUUUCAUGCCUUGCACAAAAAGCUUAAGAAAUGUAUAAAAACUCCAGAAAUCCCUUCUAAACAUGUUAGGAACUGGGUCCCAAAAGUCUUGGAGCAACGACGACAAGGUUUGGAAACAUAUUUACAGGCUGUCAUUUUAGAAAAUGAAGAGCUCCCCAAGCUGUUCCUUGAUUUCCUAAAUGUGCGACACUUGCCCUCUCUACCAAAGGCAGAGAGUUGUGGAUCGUUUGAUGAGACAGAAUCUGAAGAAUCAAGCAAACUGUCCCACCAGCCGGUGCUACUGUUCCUCAGGGAUCCAUACGUCUUGCCUGCAGCCAGCGAUUUUCCAAAUGUGGUUAUUGAAGGAGUUCUCCACGGGAUAUUUUACCCUCAUCUGCAGCCCAGGAAAUAGAAACCACGGUAGGUAUUUUAAGCAGGAUGGAAUAGUGAGAAAUUGGAUGCUCAUAGAAUCUUUUGGAAGGAUGAGGAGAGUGAACUUCUAGUGGAUAAUCCAGGAAUGACUUCCAGAAUCCUCCAGCAACAUCUAAUACCCACCUGCCAGGGGAGCUACAACCUUUGCCUUAAGCAGGAAUUCAGGGAGCCAGGAGGCUGCUCCUGGAGCUAUUGAGGUCAAAACAAAACAAAAAAACUACGCUGUAGCUGUGAUCCGGGUAUCAGCAAGCAAGAUCAGGAGGUAAUUAUUACCACUAUAACUGCCUCAUAGCAGGAAUCUGGGGACUGGGCCCUGGAACAGAGUGUCCACCUUUGCCACCUGCACUAACAUCCCCUCUCAACACCCUUGACUUUGCUUGCCCACAGCUACAGCCGGAAGAUGGUGUUCACCCACCUCCAUUUUCCAUCUCAUGAAAGCGUAUCCAAUUGGCAGAACCUUAUGAUCAAUCCCCAGCCUCAAGGGAGUCUGGGAGGGCUUGGAACUGCCUGGUCCCUGCACUGCAGGAAUGGACAUUGGAAAGAGGCUGGAAUAUAUUUCCAUGGUUGAAAAUUUAAUAACAACAUAAAAAAGGAUAUAUAAAAAAAAAGAAAAAUCUCCCACCCCGUCUCCUACAUCCCGUCCCCGCCCCCCACACAACCACUGUGCUUAGUUUAUAUGUGUACCUACAGAGAUUUCAGCCACAUACAUGCAAAAUCAUGUUUAGUAUACGUAUUCCAUUUCUCCCUUUUUUACAAAACAAGGAUUUUCCAAGACAUGGAUUCAUAGACAAUAGAGCAGUAAAAGAGUAAGGGGAAGAAAAAAUAAAAGGAGGGGUAACCACACUGUCCCUUAAAGCAGGAGCCCGGGACAGCUGUCAUCUGCUGUGCUCCUAGUUCAUGAAUCUGGUGGUCUGUCUGGGCUGGGUCUCAGGCGGUCUCUUGGUGCUUCCUGCGCAGCCUCUCGGGCCUCACCUCCAUCAUCUGGCCAUUUCCCGACCAGCACCCCUUAUGUCCUCUUUGACCCACCCCACUUUUUCAAACAGCUCUCUAUCUCUGCCACCCUGAAUACACCAGCCGUCCCUAUCUGGUAAAUCCUCAGUCAGUUCGCUUUGAAAAGUAUAGAAAUGUAAUCCACUCGGUUUACAAAAAUAAAAAUGUCAGUAGAAAACAACCUAUGUGAAUUGCCAACCAUUUUACACAGAUUUUUUACUUUAAAAUUCUAGCCAAUAAAUAUAUUUUUUGAUUUUAAAGAAGUGUCAAAAUCUCAUGAUCACAGUUUAGAAAUAACACAUGGCUCUCAUAUCAUCUGACACCUGUGAUCAAAUGAUAAUGGCCACUUAAUAAGGAUUCUGGCACACCCUUUAGAGUGACUGCUAUAAAAAAAAAGCAAAUAACAACUGUUGGCAAGGAUGCGGAGACCUUGAAACCCUUGUACAUUGCUGGCGAGAAUGUAAAAGGGCACAGCCUCAGUGGAGAAUGGCAUGGCAUUUUUUUCAGAAAAGUAUACAAGUGACCAUGUGAUCUAACCAUUCCACUUCCGGGUAUAGACCCGAAAGAAGUGAAAGCAGGGACUUGAGC